Molecule: messenger RNA, 1482 nt
Organism: Adineta ricciae
Lineage: Eukaryota; Metazoa; Rotifera; Eurotatoria; Adinetida; Adinetidae
Source: the annotation of a GenBank genome assembly
AUGUUAUUAACAGGUGGUUCAGCUGUUAUUCAUUCAUUAUGUGGAAUAAAUAUUAUUACAAUAUGUUUUUUAUUACCAUUAGGAACAAUAAUUUCUACAAUAUUUGGAGGAAUAAAAGGAACAUUUUUAAUAAAUUAUAUUCAUAAUGUUAUUAUUUUUAUUAUAAUAUUUAUUUUUACUUUUGUAACAUAUCAAACAUCAUCUUUAUUGGGUUCAUUUUCUCAAAUUUAUACUUUACUUGUUAAUGAAAGUUUAAAUCAUCCAGUUGAUGGAAAUUUUCAAGGUUCUUAUUUAACAUUUAAUUCUCGAAAUGGUUUAAUGUUUUAUUUAAUGAAUCUUAUUGGAAAUUUUGGAACAGUUUUUCUUGAUAAUGGAUAUUAUAAUAAAGUUAUUGCUGCUUCUUCAAAAUCUAUUGUACGUGCAUAUAUUUUUAGUGGUUUAGCAUGGUUUGCAAUACCAUUUGUAACUGGUACAACUAUGGGUAUUAUUUCUAUAACACUUCAAACAAAUCCUUUAUUUCCAACAUAUCCAAAUCAAUUAAAUGAAUAUGAAAUAACAUCUGGUUUAACAUUACCUUCAGCUGCAAUUGUUUUACUUGGAAAAACUGGAAGUUUAUUAAGUUUUAUUUUGAUUUAUUUAACAUGUACAAGUGCAAUGUCUUCACAAUUUAUUGCUGUUACUUCAAUAAUCACAUUUGAUAUUUAUAGAAUUUAUUUUCAUCCAAAUGCAUCAAAAAAACAAUUAUUUUUUAUUUCACAUUUAUCUUUAUUCAUUUUUGUUUUAAUAAUGAAUUUUUUAUCUAUUGGUUUAUAUUAUAGUUCAAUCAGUAUGGGUUAUUUAUAUAAAUUAAUGGGAAUUCUUAUAUCAAGUGCUGUUAUACCAGUUAUAUUUACACUUUUAUCAACUAAACAAAAUAAAUUAGCUGUUUGUCUUUCACCAUUAUUGGGUUUAAUAUGUUCAAUUAUUUCUUGGUUAUUAACAACAAAAUAUUUCUUUGAAAAAAUUAAUAUUCAAACAACUGGAUCAAAUUUAUCAAUGUUGAUUGGAAAUCUUGUUGCAUUAUUAAGUCCUUGUUUAUUUAUUCCUUUAUUGAAUUUAAUUAAACCAAAUGAAAAUCCUUAUGAUUUUGUAUCAAUGAGAAGAAUUGCUUUAAUUGAAGAUGAUUUAAUAAAUACAAAUAAUUCAACAAUUGUUGAAAUUGAACGUGCAAUUAUUUAUUUAAAAGAUAAUUCACGAUUCAUUUGUUUUUUAGCAAUUGGAAUAACAAUUUGUUUCAUUAUUAUUUGGCCAUGGCCAAUGUUUGCAUCAUCGUAUAUUUUUUCUGAAACAUUUUUUAUUUGUUGGAUUUGUUUUGGAAUAAUUUGGUUAUUAAUUUCAUUUUCUAUUGUUGGAAUUUAUCCAAUUAUUCAACAUUUUCAAACAAUUAAAUCAAUUUUCCGAUUAAUUUAUUUUGAUAUCAAAACAUUUCUACAACGUGAUUAA